Messenger RNA from Eurypyga helias (sunbittern), 7188 nucleotides. Its product is annotated as polycystic kidney disease protein 1-like 2. Gene Ontology annotation, cellular component: membrane. Gene Ontology annotation, molecular function: protein binding; calcium channel activity; calcium ion binding. NCBI's taxonomy places the organism in Eukaryota, Metazoa, Chordata, Aves, Eurypygiformes, Eurypygidae. The record is from RefSeq and is a predicted model, not a curated record. Gene Ontology annotation, biological process: detection of mechanical stimulus.
AUGACACGGAUGACAUCUCAAGCUUUUGAAGAAGGCAGCAAAAAGGGUUCCUGCUACGAGUUUGUUAGACUCCAGCGCACCUUCACAAGUGCCCAGAGCUGGUGUGAGAGAGGAGGAGGGCACCUUGUCUUUAUUGAAAAUGAGGAAACUCAAGAGUUCUUGCAAGACCAUAUUGCUGAGGAUCAGGAAUGGUGGAUAGGACUGAUCUCAAACUCCUUGCUGAAUGAAACUACUGAUGGGUCAGUGAUAUGGCUGGACACUUCAGAUAUAAGCUACAGUAACUGGUACAAGGAUCAGCCCUCUCUCUUCUCACCUGCAUGUGGGCACAUCCUGAAGAAUGCCAAGUAUCAGUGGGGUGUGACUGAAAACUGCAGCCAGGAAUUUGACUUCAUCUGCGAGUUUGAAUCUGGCCAGAGCAUUGCUUGUAAUAAUUACAACGCCACUGUACAAUGUGGAUCAGGAGAAGUUAUUCAAAUUGGAGAGAGCUUCUACGGACGGAAGACCCCCCACUACUGUGUAUCAGAGACUCCCCUCCAGUAUGACACAAAUGACAACUGUAGCUGGAUCAGUGUCAAAGACGAAGUAGCAGGCCAGUGUCACGGUCUUCAGGCCUGCCAGGUGGCAGCGGAUGGUGAUUUCUUUGGAGAUCCUUGUCCAGCUUCUGGAAGCUAUUUGUCUGUUCAAUACCACUGCAAGGAAGGUCUGCAGCUGGUUGUGACAGAUACAUGUUUUGUCUCUGAAAACAUCACGGUCACUUUGAAGUGGCUGCUCUCUCCGUUCUCUGGCAACCUUUCCUGUAUCAUUAGCACCGGAGAUGGCCACACUGUUGAUCCUUACUACCCUCUAACACUGGUCAGCAGUGUCACAUACAGUUAUUCAUCUCCUGGAGAAUUUACUGUUUUUGUGGAAUGCACCACCAGCGAAUGGCAUGUGAUGGCACAGAAGCGGGUGACUGUUCAUGAUAAGAUGGAUCGACUGAGCAUUACUGGGUGCUACAGCCAGUAUGAAUCUGGGAACAGCUCUCACUGCCGUACGCUCUAUGGGGAGUUGCUGUGGAUUCAAGCCGAACUCAAUGGAGGCAAUAGAGUGACCUACGUGAUAUUAGCAGAUAACAGGACACUCACUGAAUCCAGUGCAAAGGAAGGCAUCGUCCCUCACAAUCUGACACUCGAUAGGGCCUCUCAAGAGCUGCUAGGCCCAGGGAUACACCAGCUGGAAAUCCGAGCAUCCAGCAACACGACCGCAUCGGAGAUCUCUGAGAACAUUGCUGUGAACUUAAUUGAGCCAGUAUCUGGUCUUCAGGCUGCAUUAGCUUCUCACACUCUGCAGCUGGGGGAGGAUUUGGAGAUAAAUGUCUCUGUGUCUCAUGGUGCCCCAGAUAAGCUGAAGUUUGAGGUGACUGGAUCUAAUGAAACUCACUCCCACAAAGACGACGGCCCUCGUGGGGAACCUCGAACGUACCUGGUUCCCAUGCGCUCGGAAGGUACAUUCCUAGUGAAAGUGGUGGCCAUGAAUGCCUUCUCAAACAUGAGCCUGGAUCUCAGGUUCGUCACCGUGUUGGCAAACAGUUCUCACACAGAAAAUUCUGCUAAGGAAGAAGGCAGCUCCAAAACAAAUACUCAAAAGACAAAUAAUCACAAAAGAAAAACCAAAAUAUAUAUUAAACCAAGUCGCCAUGUGGAUCUUUUCACAACUGUUACGCUUGGCUGGCCAGACAACACCAGCAAGUCCAGUUUUCUCUGGUCCUGUGGUUCUUGCUGGCCUGAGUGGAAGGAAUGUGUGCAGCAACAGAGAAUCCUAACCAACCAAACCGAGGUGCAAAUCCCACCUUCCUGCCUUCCUCUUCCAAAGUCAGCAGUGACUGUCAGGGUUACAGUCCGAAACCAUGGCAAUGAAGAGAGGCAGGAUGAGCAAUGUCUCUAUGUGACUGCAAAACAUGAACUGCAACUAGAAAUCAGGUGUGAGGCCAACUGCAAGCCAGUGAACGUUAGUGAGGAGGUUGUUCUGAGAGUCUCUGGACAGAAGGACUCCCAGAUCAUCUAUUACAACUGGUAUUUAGAUAACACAUUCCAAACCAAGCCUGCACCCCUCCCUCCAGCCUGUGGCCUGGCCGGUUUCCGGCAGAGCUCUUUGAGUUUGCUUCAAAGCAACACGUCCGUGUUGAAAAUGAACAGCUCCUUCUUGCAGGCACAGGGAGAAGCUUUUCAGAUUAAAGUAACAGCAGUGACCCAGCGUGGCUAUGGGGAGGACACGUACCUCGUCAGCACGGUGCCUCUGCCCGACAUCCCCAGCUGUGCCGUGUCUCCCGAGCAGGGAUCGGUGCUCACCGCGUUCACAGUCUCCUGCAGCGCUCCUUGCCUGGCGGAUCCAUGCCAAUCCACUCCUCACAGGCAGCUCACAUACUGCUUCUACCUGAAAUCAAAUUCUCUCCUGCACUGUGGCCCAGAUCCUGAACUCUUCCCAGUUUAUCUUCCACUUGGAGAAAAGGAAAAUAAUUUCAUUUUACAUAUGACAAUUACUGUUAGCAACAGCUAUGGCGAUACAGUUCACACUAAUGCUUCAGUGAAGGUCAGACACACGGAUAUGAUCGCUGGGAACCUGACCCUGCAGGAUAUUGUAUCUGAGAAGGCAAACACCAUCCUGAAAGAUGGGAACACCAGCAUGAGCCUUUUCCAGCUGUAUAAGUCAGUGGCAUCUGUCCUUAAUGAGGAGACCCAAGAGGAAAGCUUUAACGUAUCCUUACAGAUGGACACACGAAAAGAGCUCCGAGAGCUGAUGCUGACAACUCUCUCUGCUGUUAACGUAACAUCAGUGCAGACUGCUCUUAAGAUGUCAGAAGUGUUGAAAGAAAUCACCUACAGGAGUGAGGAGCUGUCUGUCUCAGCACAGGUGGAAGCUAGCAACACUCUAAAAGAUGUCAGUGCUUCCUUGCUCACCGUAAACACAGAGGACAGCAGAGAUGGUCAGAAGUUAAAAGAUGCAGCCAACUAUCUAUUCAAUGCAGUGAGCAAUGUUGUAAAGGCUUCUGUAGAAAUCAGAUCUAUGAACAGUUCAGUGCCAGAGGCAGAACAGAUGGUGAGCUUCGCCGUGAAUCCCUUCUUCUCCAGUGACACCAGUUUUGACAUCACAGGAACAGUGGGAGGCCUAAGUCUUACUGGUCUGGAUGGCUUGAUCAUACCAGUCAAUGAUCUCAAAGAAAACAUUGAGAUAAUGUUACCAAGGCUUUCAGCGACUCAGGAAGACAAGAUUCUGCUGAAUCUGGGCAAUUUUAGCACUUUCCAAGUCAAUGUCACCUCAGAAAACAUAUCUAUAGUGAUCCACCUGGAAUCUGAACAUGACAUUCCACUAAUACUCUACUUAGGGUAUGGUUAUCGUCCAAAUGAGACUACCUAUGAUAUGAAAAAUCAUCUGUUCUCAAAGAAAACUCCUGGAGAUGAAACAAACACGUGGGUUCUUAGCCCAGAAGAACUCACGUUUGGAGAGGGAACCUACUAUUUCAUGGUUUUACAAGACAUGGAAAAGGAUUCCACGGUUUAUGACAGGCUGCCUAUAGCUGUCACUUGCUUCGCAUCCAGCUGUGUAUUCUGGGAUGAGCACCAGGGGAACUGGAACAGCUAUGGAUGCCAUGUAGGACCAAAAACAAAUCCUAGAAGCACACAGUGCCUCUGCAACCAUCUGACCUUCUUUGGGAGCUCCUUUUUCGUCAUACCCAAUGCCAUAGAUGUUAGCCAAACUGCACAGCUAUUUGGUACAUUCGUGGACAACCCUGUGGUGGUGACAACUGUAGGAUGUGUCUUUCUGAUAUAUUUGCUUGUAGUUAUUUGGGCCCGAAGGAAAGACAUCCAGGAUGAUGCCAAAGUGAAAAUUACAGUCCUGGAAGACAACGACCCCUUUGCUCAGUAUCGUUAUCUUGUGACAGUUUUUACAGGGCACCGCCGGGGAGCAGCCACAACCGCCAAGGUGACUCUUACCCUCUAUGGACUGGAAGGAGAGAGUGAGCCCCACCACCUAACUGAUCCUGAUACACCAGUCUUUGAACGGGGAGGAGUGGAUGUUUUCCUACUCUGUACCUUCUUCCCUCUUGGGGAACUGCAGAGUAUUAGAUUGUGGCAUGAUAAUUCAGGGGACAGUCCAUCCUGGUAUGUGAAUCGAGUGUUGGUCCAUGACCUGGCAUGGGAUCAGAAAUGGUACUUUCUCUGUAACUCUUGGCUAGCCAUUGAUAUUGGAGAAUGUGUCCUAGAUAAAGUGUUCCCAGUAGCAACAGAACAGGACAUGAAGAAGUUCAGCAACCUCUUUUUCAUGAAGACCUCCAAGGGUUUCCAGGAUGGACACAUCUGGUACUCAGUUUUUAGCCGCCCUCCACGAAGCUCCUUCACACGAGCCCAGCGCGUGUCAUGUUGCUUCUCACUGCUUCUCUGCACCAUGCUGACCAGCAUCAUGUUCUGGGGAGUACCAAAGGAUCCAGCUGAGCAGAAAAUGGAUUUGGGUAAGAUCGAGUUCACAUGGCAGGAACUGAUGAUCGGCGUUGAGAGCUCUCUCCUCAUGUUCCCCAUCAACCUGCUCAUUGUGCAGAUCUUCAGGAACAUACGACCCCGACCAGCCACACAGAGGAGAGAGAAGAAGCUGGGAAAGAAUGGUCGAGUGUCCCCAAGCCUGCCUCCCACCCCCCAGGCCCCCCAGGCUGUCUCACUGACUCCAGAGGCUGUCAUAAAGGAUAUAAGAAGAAUUGCCAACUCACUCUUUAAGGCCCUGAAGACUCCAUCUCUCACUUCAGUAUCAGAUCUUGGAAAAUCAUCUAACAUCAACACACUUUUGGCAUUGGUUGAGGACAUCAUCUGCCAGCAGAACAGAGCUGGGCAAGAGUUUUAUGAUGAGACAAGAAAGAAGGAUGACCCUAUAAUUGUCACAUUAGGGGCUAUGGAUAUGCAAGAAAAAUCAAGAAGCCCAACUCCAGAGAAGGGAGCGUGUGAGAGACUGAAACACAGUGAUUACAAUCGCUGCUUGUACCUGCAACUCCAGCAAGUAGAGAUGGAGCUGGAAUUACUGGGGCCCAAUAAAUUUCAGAUGCCUCAGAGUUACACACAAGCUGUUCAUCAGGUUCAGCACAUGAAGAACCUCCUGGAGAGCCAGAUCUGCUCAUCAGCAUCCAUCAGUGAGAGGUGGUGCCCUACUCCAAGCUUCUCCGGUGAUGGCAAGAAAAGUUCUCCCAAAGGGCUGCCCUGGUGGUUUGUGUUCAUCGCUUGGUUCCUUGUUGCAGUCACCAGUGGCGUGUCUGGGUUCUUUACCAUGCUCUACGGGCUGCAUUAUGGCAAGGAGAACUCCAUCAAGUGGCUAAUCUCCAUGGCCAUCUCCUUCUUGGAAAGUCUUUUCAUCACACAGCCCUUAAAGGUGCUGGGAUUUGCUGCCUUUUUUGCUCUGGUUCUGAAGAAGGUGGAACAUGAGGAUGAAGAAAAUACAGCUAUUGUUGGGCCUUUAUCUACACCAGGUGAUUCAAACCCUCUCUUUGGAGCCCGAAGGGACAGUAUAAGCAAUAUUUACCGGCCACCUCCCGCAGCUGAUGUGGAAAAAAUGAAAAUCAGCUGUAUGAAGGAGCAGAAAGCAUUUGCCCUCAUCAGAGAAAUCCUGGCCUAUGUGGGGUUUUUAUGGAUGCUCUUACUGGUUGCCUAUGGGCAGAGAGAUCCCAAUUCGUACUACUUCAACAAGCACAUUGAGAACAGCUUUACCAAUGGAUUCCACGAUGUCUACAGUUACCUGGAUUUUUUCACAUGGGCAAACACUACCUUAAUCAAAAAUCUUUAUGGAUCAUAUAAAGGAUUCAUUACAGAUGGCAAUUCCAAGCUGGUGGGUAGUGCUCGAAUUCGCCAAGUAAGAGUGAAAGGAGACACCUGCCCUAUUUCCCCCAAACUCCAGCGUUUAUGCCACGCUCCAUAUUCCAUACAAACAGAAGAUACAGCAGAUUACGGGGAACACUGGAAUACUUCGGUCUUUGACAACUCCUCUGACUUGAGCUCAGCAUGGCAGUAUCGGAGUCAGGCCAAACUGAGAGGGCAUCCCGUCUGGGGCAAACUGGCCAUCUACAGGGGAGGGGGAUACGUGAUUCACCUGGGAACUGAUCCUAGGAAUGCCUCCAGAAUUCUCCAGUACCUUUUCAACAACGUCUGGCUAGACACCUUCACGAGAGCAGUGUUUGUUGAAUUUACAGUCUACAAUGCCAACGUGAACCUGUUCUGCAUUAUAAGCCUGAUGUUUGAAACCAAUGCUUUAGGGGCCUUCUUCACAAGUGCAGAGCUGCAAAGUGUCCGGCUUUACCCGUACACCAACAGUCUCCACAUCUUUGUGGUUGCAGCAGAAGUCAUUUAUUUCCUCUUCAUCGUGUACUACAUGACAGUACAGGGAAAAUUGAUGAGGACUCUGAGAUGGAGAUACUUCCACAGCAAGUGGAAUCUCCUGGAGAUGGCCAUUAUAUUGAUUAGCUGGAGUGCCCUGUCAGUGUUUGUGAAGCGGACAAUCCUUGGGACUCGAGACAUCAGCUACUACCAUGAUCACAAAGAGGACUGUGUGAGCUUUAAUGAAACAGCCAGAGCAGAUGCAGUUCUUGGCUACCUGAUUGCGUUCCUAGUGCUUCUCUCCACAGUCAAACUGUGGCAUCUCCUGAGGCUCAACCCUAAACUGAACAUGAUCACCUCAACUCUAAGGAGGGCAUGGGGUGACAUCUCUGGAUUCAUCACUGUCAUUGCAAUCAUGUUCCUCGCCUAUUCCAUUGCUACAAACUUGAUAUUUGGCUGGAAGCUCUGCUCUUACAAAACUCUCUUGGAUUCAGCGGAGACCAUGGUCAGUCUUCAGCUGGGGAUCUUCAACUAUGAGGAGGUCUUGGACUACAAUCCAAUUUUAGGCUCGUUCUUAAUUGGAUCCUGCAUAAUUUUCAUGACUUUUGUGGUACUGAAUCUGUUCAUUUCGGUGAUUCUGGUUGCUUUUAGCGAGGAGCAGAAGCACUACCAGGCUUCAGAGGAAGAGGAGAUCGUUGAUCUAAUGCUGAUGAAACUUUCCAGUUUCCUGGGGAUGAAACGCACGAAGGAAGAACAGCCGGGCACGAGGAAGCAGCCUGCCCACGAUGAAGGGCUGCGCUCCCCAGCCGCGGGCUCGGGCUGUCUGGCCAAAACGCUGCGGCCUUCACCCAAUAACCCCUAG